CUGAAUGCGAGAAGGAGGGGCGCCGGGGUGACGGUGCGAGAGCUGCUGCCAGGGCCAGGGCCAGAGGCGGCGGCGGCGGCGGCAGUCGGGCCUGAGAAACAGUGAGCCAGAAGCCGGUCGGCUGCCGGACCUGCGGACUCGCCCUCAGGCCGAGCGCGCGGUUUCUGGCUGGGCGAAGAGACGCUGCAGAACCCCCGCGAGAAAGAUGUUCAACGUGGAGUCGGUGGAGCGGGUGGAGCUGUGCGAGAGCCUGCUUACUUGGAUCCAGACAUUUAAUGUGGAUACACCAUGCCAGACUGUGGAAGAUUUAACGAAUGGGGUUGUGAUGGCCCAGGUUCUUCAAAAGAUAGAUCCUGCAUAUUUUGAUGAAAAUUGGCUAAAUAGAAUCAAAACUGAAGUGGGAGAUAAUUGGAGACUAAAGAUUAGCAAUUUAAAGAAAAUUUUAAAAGGAAUUCUGGAUUACAAUCAUGAGAUUUUAGGACAGCAGAUUAAUGACUUUACUCUUCCUGAUGUGAACCUUAUUGGGGAGCAUUCUGAUGCAGCAGAGCUUGGAAGGAUGCUACAACUAAUUUUAGGUUGUGCUGUGAAUUGUGAACAGAAGCAAGAAUACAUUCAAGCCAUUAUGAUGAUGGAAGAAUCAGUUCAACAUGUUGUCAUGACAGCCAUUCAAGAGCUAAUGAGUAAAGAAUCUCCCGUGUCUUCUGGAAAUGAUGCCUAUGUUGACCUUGAUCGCCAGUUGAAGAAAACUACAGAGGAGCUAAAUGAAGCUUUGUCAGCAAAGGAAGAAAUUUCUCAGAGAUGCCAUGAAUUGGAUAUGCAGGUUGCAGCAUUGCAAGAGGAGAAGAGUAGUUUGUUAGCAGAGAAUCAGAUAUUAAUGGAAAGACUCAAUCAAUCUGAUUCUAUAGAAGAUCCCAAUAGUCCAGCAGGAAGAAGACACUUGCAGCUCCAAACUCAAUUAGAGCAGCUUCAAGAAGAAACAUUCAGACUAGAAGCAGCCAAAGAUGAUUAUCGAAUACGCUGUGAAGAAUUAGAAAAGGAAAUCUCUGAACUUCGGCAACAGAAUGAUGAACUAACCACUCUGGCAGAUGAAGCUCAAUCUUUAAAAGAUGAAAUAGAUGUUCUUAGACAUUCUUCUGAUAAAGUGUCUAAACUAGAAGGCCAAGUGGAAUCUUAUAAAAAGAAGUUGGAAGACCUCGGUGAUUUGAGACGACAGGUUAAACUCUUAGAAGAAAAGAAUACUAUGUAUAUGCAAAAUACUGUCAGUCUAGAGGAGGAGUUGAGGAAAGCCAAUGCAGCUCGAGGUCAACUUGAGACAUAUAAGAGACAGGUAGUAGAACUACAAAAUAGAUUAUCUGAAGAAUCAAAGAAAGCAGAUAAAUUGGAUUUUGAAUACAAGCGACUAAAAGAGAAAGUAGACAGUCUUCAAAAAGAAAAGGAUAGGCUAAGAACAGAAAGAGAUUCUCUGAAGGAAACUAUUGAAGAACUUCGUUGUGUACAGGCGCAAGAAGGGCAGCUUACCACUCAAGGUAAUCGGUUUUUAUUUUACUCCUUCAGGGAGAAACUUAUUCGGCUCCAACAUGAGAAUAAGAUGCUAAAAAUUCAUCAAGAGGGUUCAGACAAUGAAAAAAUUGCCUUAUUGCAGAGCCUUCUAGAUGAUGCAAACUUACGCAAGAAUGAACUGGAGACAGAGAAUAGGCUCGUGAAUCAAAGACUUCUAGAAGUGCAAUCACAAGUUGAAGAACUACAAAAAUCUUUACAGGAUCAAGGCUCUAAAGCAGAAGAUUCAAUACUUCUAAAAAAGAAGCUUGAAGAACAUCUAGAGAAGCUGCAUGAAGCCAAUAAUGAAUUACAGAAGAAGAGAGCCAUUAUCGAAGAUCUUGAACCAAGAUUUAAUAACAGCUCCUUAAAAAUUGAAGAAUUACAAGAAGCUUUACGGAAGAAAGAAGAAGAAAUGAAGCAAAUGGAAGAACGAUAUAAAAAAUACUUAGAGAAAGCCAAAAGUGUUAUCCGGACUUUAGAUCCUAAACAGAAUCAAGGAGCAGCACCAGAAAUACAAGCUCUUAAAAAUCAACUCCAGGAACGAGAGCGGCUGUUCCAUUCAUUAGAGAAAGAAUAUGAGAAAACGAAGAGUCAAAGAGAGAUGGAAGAGAAAUACAUAGUUAGUGCCUGGUACAAUAUGGGAAUGACUCUGCAUAAAAAGGCAGCUGAAGAUAGACUGGCUAGCACAGGUUCAGGGCAGUCAUUUUUAGCUAGACAAAGACAAGCCACCAGCGCAAGAAGAUCCUACCCAGGCCAUGUCCAACCAGCAACAGCAAGGUAGAGAAGCCGGAAAUAACCUGCAUCAAAGCAUACUUGUGUCACAUAUAGCAACAUUUCAGGAAGUUCACCAAAAGUCAAUAAUUAAUGUUGCUCAUUGGAGGGCUUUCUCUCUGUCUUAUAUCUUUGUUUCAGUUUCUUUGUCCUUUAUUUUGUAGUCCUUUCAGUUCCUUUUAAUGUGCCAAAAAUUUGUAAAUGUACAAUUUUAAGUAUUGUAUAAUAGUGUAAUACUUUACUUUGUAUGAAUAUGUCCUUUUCCCCAAUGGUGUAGGCUUUGUUAUGAAUUAGAUUUUCUGCCAAUAAUUGAUACACACUUUGUAUUCUUUAUUGUGCCUAUGUGUUAUCAUGCUUUAUAUGAAUGUCUGUUUGAAGGGAAUUUAAUCUUUUUAUGAUAUUAGUCUAUUUUCAAUUGUUUUCCAGAUGCUCUUCAAAUAACAUACAUACUACAAAAAGUGGUUAGCAAGCGCACUUUUUGCAGAAACUUAAAUACAGUGACAGAAGUGCUAAUCAAAUCUCCUAAGGCACCUAGGGGAAUGAUUUAGAGGGAGAAAAAUGGUUUUCACAUUGUUUUAUAGGAAAUUAAAUUUGUUUGAAUAUUUAGAGACAAUUUGUAAAAACAUAAACAGAAAAUUCAUUGUUUUGUGCUAUCUUGAGUACAUUGAUAACUUGAGUACAUUGAUAACUUGAGUACAUUGAUAAGGUUAUUUGGGGAGAAAUUACACAAGAAAAAUUCAGGCAGUCUGUCUUUUUUUCUUUCUCUGAAAUAUCAUUUUAGUAACUAAGAAUCAGAUUCUAGUUAUGUGCUUGACAUGUAUACAUUCAGUUCUACACAUAUAAAAGAUUUAUUUUUCAUAUACUUACAGGUAAUAGGUAAUGUUACUCUUUGGGCAGUUAGUGGUCUUGUAUCUCAUUUGUUUUGUUUAUUCCUUAAUAUAAACUUCCUUUCUCAAUAUUUUGCAUUACUUACACCUUAAUACAUGACUUCUUGUAUGUAUUAUUAUGAUUUCUAUCUUAAUUCUUUCUGAAGUCUUACCUACUAGUCCAGGACUCUGUUACUGAAUAGAUUUUCUUGGAUAUUUUGCCUCAAAGUGCUUACCUUUUAAGACAUGUUUCUUACAUUGCUUAAUACUGUCAAGUAAUCAUUAUGAAGCACUUUGUCUAUGAGGUGCUAUAUAAAAAAGAAUAUUCAUUUGAAAAUGAACUGCCUUCUGUUUAAUUACAAAUUCGGUACCAUAUAAUAUUUAAGUUCACCUCCAACCUUUUUAUUCUACCAUAGCAUACUUUUUAAAGCAAAAAAAAA
Messenger RNA from Dipodomys ordii (Ord's kangaroo rat), 3616 nucleotides. RefSeq names its product hook microtubule-tethering protein 3 (gene Hook3). Bases 206 to 2320 code for a protein of 704 amino acids. Gene Ontology annotation, molecular function: dynein light intermediate chain binding; microtubule binding. The record is from RefSeq and is a predicted model, not a curated record. Gene Ontology annotation, biological process: cytoskeleton-dependent intracellular transport; cytoplasmic microtubule organization. The transcript has 21 exons. NCBI's taxonomy places the organism in Eukaryota, Metazoa, Chordata, Mammalia, Rodentia, Heteromyidae. Gene Ontology annotation, cellular component: centrosome; cytoplasm.